Molecule: messenger RNA, 4186 nt
Organism: Eriocheir sinensis (Chinese mitten crab)
Lineage: Eukaryota; Metazoa; Arthropoda; Malacostraca; Decapoda; Varunidae
Product: anion exchange protein 3-like
Exons: 15
Coding region: 201-3152 (983 amino acids)
Biological process (GO): regulation of intracellular pH; transmembrane transport; bicarbonate transport
Cellular component (GO): plasma membrane
Molecular function (GO): monoatomic anion transmembrane transporter activity; solute:inorganic anion antiporter activity
Source: RefSeq, a predicted model, not a curated record
GCCCGCCGUCAGCCGUCAGUGUGUAUUCGGCUAAGUUACAGGACGGAGGGAGCCUGCAGGAUAGUGUCUGGCAGAGUCUAGUGGCAGCAGUGGAGCAGAAGAGGAGAGCGCUCAGUUACGCCGCAGCAGCAGUAUAAAGUUGCAGUAGCACGGACGACGGCAGCCACCGCCUACUCCACUGCGACUCGGUGCCGGUAGCCAUGGAUACGUCGGGCACUCCAGAACCCGUCGCAGGCACCAAGAAUGACUUCGACGACGAGAAGACGGUCCUCCGCCCCGACUUCCCGCUUGGCGCGGUGCUACUGGACUUGGAGGAGCGGGACCUGCCAAGCAUCGCCGGCCGGGUGGUGGACAAGAUGAUCGCUUGUGACCAGAUCCCGGUCGACCAGCGCGAGGCAGUGAUCCGCGUUCUCCUCCUCCGACACAAACACAUCCGCGAGAACCAGUCUUCCUUCAGGCUCCCCUCCCUCGCCUCCAAGAGCACCCUCGUCAAUUCCGACGAGAAGCUGUCCCGAUCGGCCACGGCGGGCAGCUUGGAUGGCAGCAGCAACCUCCGUUCCUCGGUGCGCAAGGCCGGACUCUCAAAUCUAUUCCACGUCAACACCUUCUCGAGCUUCCUCCGCAACAACUCCGCCGAGGACACCAACGUCGUGUCCAAUGGCGACGUAUCGAAGGAUAAGGUGGCCUUCAAGAGGAGUGUGAGCCACGAGACGUACACACAGAUCGACAUCGACGGAGACUUAGGAACCCAGAGAGAUGGUGUGCGCAAGAAUAAGGAAUUGAUGAAGAAGAUCCCGGAGGGCGCUGAGGCCACGGCCGUGCUGGUCGGUGCCGUGGACUUCCUGAAACACCCGACCAUCGCCUUCGUGCGUCUGGCCGAGGGCGUCAUGAUGGACAACCUGGUGGAGGUUCCCAUUCCAGUCCGCUUCAUGUUCGUGCUGCUGGGUCCCUUCCACGGCGAGAUGGAUUACCACGAGGUUGGUCGCUCAAUCUCCACGCUCAUGUCCGACAAGGGCUUCCACGAGGUUGCCUACCGAGCACACUCACGCGGGCAACUCCUUUCCGCUAUCAACGAGUUCUUGAAUGCCUCCAUCGUCCUGCCUCCGACUGACUGGAACAACAAAGACCUCGUUCCAGUGGAUGAGAUUCAGGAAAAAGCUAGUCAGAUGAUGAAGAAGAAGGAGAGCAUCAGGUCCAAGCGCAUGGCAGAUCAAGCAGUGGCAGCGGCAGCAGGCGAUGGCGACGGAGGGGACAGAAAGCCUCCUCCGAGAGAUCCACUGAUACGCGUUGGGAAGCCUUUCUACGGGCUCAUCCAGGACGUCAAGAUCCGCUACCCCAAGUACCUCUCCGACCUCAAGGAUGGGCUGGACGGCCAAGUGGUUGCGGCGGCGAUCUUCAUCUUCUUCGCCGCGCUCUCGGCUGCCAUCACUUUCGGUGGAAUGUACGGUGACAAAACGCACAACUUCAUUGGGGUGGGUGAAUGUCUCCUCAUGUCUUCCGUCAAUGGCAUGAUUUUCGCCCUGUUCGCCGCCCAGCCUCUGCUCAUUGUAGGGGCGACGGGACCUCUCAUGGUGUUCGAUAUGAGCCUCUACAGUUUCGCCAAAACCUACGAGCUGGAUUUCUUAUCGCUGAGAGUCUGGAUCGGGUUCUGGAUGACUGUGUUUGGCUUGCUAGUGACCGCCUUCGAAGCCGUGGCCAUCGUGAAGAAGAUGACGAGGUUCACCGAGGAAAUCUUCGCCACACUUGUCUGCAUCAUCUUCAUCUACGAGGCCGUUACCAAGAUGAUCGGCAUCUUCAAAAUGCACCCGCUCAUCGCUGAAUACCCGCACAUCGAUGAGAACAACACAGAGAUUUUACACGAGGCAGCGUUGGCAGCAGGCAUACCCCUCAACGCCACCAUGGAGUUCCCUGGUCAUGAGAGCACCCAUCAACAGCCGAUGAGCGGCAUCAUGGGCAACGACACCAUGGGCAGCGACACCAUGGGCAACGACACCAUGCUCGACACCAUGUUCAACACCACCCUCAAUGCCACGCUCAACGGCACCGAUGCCGAGGUACCGCACAUGAAGGAAGAGGUGACGCCGCAGCCCAACACAGCGCUGCUCUCCUUCAUCCUCAUGAUGGGAACCUUCAUCAUCGCCUACAAGCUCAAGCACUUCCGUAACUCAAAGUACCUCGGACGUACGGUGCGUCGUGCCCUUGGUGACUUCGGCGUUCCCAUCUCCAUUGUCCUCAUGGUGCUGGCGGACUACUUGAUUGAAGACACCUACACCGACAAGCUCACCAUGCCCGCGGGAAUCCAGCCCUCCAACCCCGCCAUCCGAGGGUGGAUCAUCAAUCCCUUUGGCGUAACGAAGACCCUCCCAGUGUGGUGCAUGUUCAUGGCAGCUCCGGCCUCCCUGCUCCUCUUCUUCCUCGUCUUCCUGGAGGAGAAUAUCUGCCACCUGAUUUUGAGCAAGCCGGAGAAAAACAUGGUUAAGGGUACUGGCUUCCACUGGGAUCUGGUCCUCGCCUGCUCCAUCAACCUGAUCUCGGGAGUCUUCGGCGCCCCCUUCAUGGGCCCCGCGUGUGUGCGUACCAUCUCGCACACCGCCGCCCUCACCGUCAUGAGCUCCACACAUGCCCCGGGAGAGUCGCCCAAGAUCGUCGGAGUUAAGGAGCAGCGAGUGAGUGGCUUCAUCGUGUCGCUCCUCAUCGGCCUGGCAGUGUUGCUCGCAGCGGUUCUUAACUUGGUGCCCAAAGCAGUGCUGCUUGGUGUAUUCCUGUACAUGGGUAUCUCGGCCACCACGGGCAUCCACCUCCUGGAGAGGACAGUGCUCAUGCUGAUGCCCGUCAAGCACCACCCCAAUGUCCCAUACGUCAAGAAGGUCCGCACUUGGAAGAUGCACAUUUUCACCAGCGUUCAGAUCCUCAUGCUGGUCAUCUUGUGGGUUGUGAAGCAGUCCCCCGCAGCCUUGUGCUUCCCCUUCGUCCUCAUGCUGCUCAUCCCUAUCAGGCUGUACCUCCUCCCAUACGUCUUCACCAACCCAGAGCUCAGCGCGCUCGACGGCACAGAGGCCUCAUCCGCUGUCGCCGAUCCUGAUGAUGAGCCUGACUUCUUUGAGGAGACUCACGGCCUGCCGACACACGUUGACCACCACCACCAGAGCUGAGCAGCCCCCCAGAGACCCCCCCACCACUCUCACAUUCCUCACACUAUUCCAGUUGUUGACCGGAGGCUUCGUAUUUAAUUUUUCUUUCACCAUUCCUCAAACCUCUGUGAACAAGCUUCGGUUAAUGACUCAAGCUGUCUGGGCAGGCCGGCGGCUGUGGCCGAGACGCUUGGUAGUGGUGUGGCUCCGUGCGGGAGUCUGCACAAGUCGCCGCAGCGUGCAGGUCCUCAAAGACAAUGAAGGGAAAACAGCACAGCACACUUGCCUUCACACAAAUGUUUUUUCUCUAUAAGUAUAUUUUUCUGUAAGAGUCUGUGUGGUAGUAUACGAAAGUCAGGCUAUCUAAGAGUAGACUACUGUACGUUAAGGCAAGACUGUCAGGCAUGGGUGAUAGGCAAUAUGACUUUAGCUCCGUCCAAAAGUAUUUACAGAAAUUUUAUUAAUUGAUAGAAAGUUAUAAGAUAGCUGUUAAGUAAUUAAGUAGUUGCUCAAGUUGGCUUAUGAUGAAGACUAGAGUGUAAGCUGACCAGACUGUGUUGCGCUAGGCACAGUGUGAUCACAUCAUGCCUCGGGUUGGAAGCGCCGGACGUGAGGAGCGACCUUCCCAGGGAUCCGUUCGCUACCCUUUUAUCAAGCUGAAGAAGAGUUUCCCUUUUUAGCGGUCAUAGUUUUACCUUGAUGAAUUGUGGCCUUGAGGCAGCCGGCCGCCUCGCCUUCCUGCGGCAGUGAGAAGCGGUGAAAGAUGAACUAGUGUUAAGUGCCAAACUGUUGCGUGCUGUUGUGUGUUGUACAUACAUUACAUUACUGUCACUAAUACUAUUUAAGGUGUGAAACUGACAAACAAAUUGUUGAAGGAAAAUUAUUUUGAUACUCAUCACUAAUUGCCCAUUCCCUGCAUUUAUCUGGCCACGUGUACGACGGCCCCGCGCGGGGCGCCGAACCCUCGUCCGGGGCAGCGCCCCGCGCAGCGCCGGAUGGUAAUGUCAUGUUUUAUGGUUGUAUUAUUUAUAUAUAAUAAAAAAAAUGCAGUUUUA